AUGAGUGUUCAGCAUAAAGAAUCUAGGAAGGAUGUGGGUGACACAUCCAAACGGAUGGAUGAACUGCCCUCUGAACAGUUAGGGCAAGAAAAAUCCAAGGAUGAUGCUGAACUGGAAGUUGUUGCGGACUCAGCAACAGAGACGGAGGUGCUCAAACCAAAAGAAGAUGAUGGAGUUGAAGUGGAUUCCAGAGUUGAGCAGAAGAAGGCCAAGGCCAAGGUUGUUGAGAAAAAGGGAAAGGGCCCUGAUACACGAGUUGUUACUGAACAAAGAGCGAGGACCCGAUCUCAAGUAGCAACAAAAUCAGUGAAAACUGUCAAAAGCCCUGUCAAGAAAAUCCCAAGGAAGAUGAAAUCACAACCAAGUUUGGUGAUUUCUGAGCAAAAGACCCCUAAGAAAGCUGUGAAAAGGAAAGGUGAAGCUGCAAAACAUAUGCCCCCAGCAAAAUCCUCAAAAGUCUCUGAGGAAUACAGAAAGGAGAAGAGGAAGGGGAAGAAGAAAAUUCAGGAAGAAAAGGAACCACCCAGUUCACCUUCUGGAUCAGAAGAUGAGGAGCUACUGGCAAGCCUCUGCAUGUCUCAUCACUUUGUUGAUGAAAAGUCCGAACAAAGAUUCAAUGACAUGAAGAACCUCAACACAAUUGUUGAGAGAAAUGUAAAUGUCAGCAAUUUCAAAGAGCAAGGGAUUUGGGACUUCCUAGAGAGUCUAGGACUAGAAGAAACUGUCACAUAUGCUUGCCCACACAGCAAAAUUCUGAUCAAGAAAUUCUAUGCUAACAUCUCGAAGAAGAUUGUGAGGGCGGGAGAUCCGAUGUACCAUCGAGUGUACAUACGGGGAAAGAUCCUAAGAUUCGGCAAAGAUCAAACUCGAAGAUAUCUGAGAUGCAACUGA
Messenger RNA from Tarenaya hassleriana, 891 nucleotides. Its product is annotated as neurofilament heavy polypeptide-like. The record is from RefSeq and is a predicted model, not a curated record. Bases 1 to 891 code for a protein of 296 amino acids. The transcript has a single exon. Lineage: Eukaryota; Viridiplantae; Streptophyta; Magnoliopsida; Brassicales; Cleomaceae.